AAUUUUUUCACAGCGUAUUUUCUAUGCAUUUUCAGUGUAUUUCAGUGGCUUAAAUGCACGUGUAUUAAUCUUCUAUAUCGCUCAGUGUUGUGUGCAGCAUCAUAUAUAUAGUUAACAUGCCUCCACUGUUUCAACAUGAAACUUUGAAGGAUCAUUAUGAAAUUAGGAUAAGGACUUAAUUGUUGACAAUUAAAAAAAAAAAUACGCUCCUUUUGCAAGGACAUACAAUGUACAAGUACGCCGUGAGCAUCAGUGUCUGUCGCGUAGUCGUUAUACAGUGUAUGUAUCUUUAGAGAAGUGGUAGGUAGAAGCUAAAUGAGGAAGUGACGUCAUGAGAUAUCCUAGGAACUGACGUGGUUAUGAGUGGACAUUUUUUUCCAGUGCUCACCUUGCUGUGUUCGGCUUGCGGAGUUCUAGCCAUGUGUUCAAUGAAGAGGUACCCUCUCACUGUGGAGGAAUGGUAUAACUGUGUUCCGUGUCCGCCUCCUGGGAAAUUUUCCUUGUUGUGCUCACAUCUUAGCAAAAAUUGUGAAUUGUUGACAAAACUGCUUGAAAUUUGCCUCUCUCAAUAUAACCAAUACUACAAGCAAUGGUUUACAGAUGACAUCAAAUGUUCCGAAAAACAAGCAUGUCUGAAAAAACAUAAAUCAGUGUGUCUUCCCCUUGGAAGUAUUUUUGAAGUCCUGAACGUGUCUUGUAGACAAAGGACGGACAGUACCACAACUACGCUAUCUUCAACCACAACAACGCCGCAUUACACCACAUCCACAACUCUCUUCUCCACAACCCACAUGAGGACCACGCAGACGACCAAUGAUCACGUGACAAACUUCACACAAUCAAUCACGUCAUCAUUUAUAGAAGUGAUCAAUACCACUGUGUUGACUUCCGCUGUUACUCCUAUUCCACAAGAACCACCGAGAAUGGAACCGAUAUCCUCUCACUUAAUAUUCAUUAUAAUAGGUGUUAUAGUUAUUGUGUUUGCUGUCAUCGCAGCUGUAGUUUUUGCUAUCUGGAAAGUAAAAGAAAUUUACUAUGUUAAUUUUGAAAGCCCUCUUUACCGCCAAACUUCUACUGACUCGCGUGCUGCGAUCAUAAGAACAGAAAAUGACUGCAACAUACUAUGUGUCUUCCUCAAACAUAGAGUGACGUCACAGGACAACGGGCACUUGACGUCAAAAGAAAUUCAGAAGGUAUAUUACAAUGCCGUUCCUGGAGGCGAAUAUCAAACUGACACCGUGUUUCAGAACAACGAAAUGUUCGAAGAGGAUGUCAGUAUUAAAGCAAACUGUGAUGACGAGAUUUGUAAUGAAUACGUCAUUAAUGAUAACGGGAUUUGUAAUGAAUACGUCAUUAAUGAUAACGAGAUUUGUAAUGAAUACGUCAUUAAUGACGUGGACCAGGAUACACGAUUGUAAGGGGCUUAAACAUUGAGCAAAACAUUCCAAAUAUUAAUACUCAAAACAUUAAUUAUUAAUAUUAAAAAUAAAGAUAUUGUAUUUAUUUUAUGCAUUUAAUGGACUAUAGAACUGCUUAAGGACAGUUGAUUCAAACAAACUUUUUAUCAAAAAUCUUGAAAAUAUCAAUUAAGUCAUGUUUAUGUAAGUCUAACCCAUAGAUUUUAAUUUUUCAUUCAAAGUUUCACACUAAUGGAUUUAAAGUGACAAAAAGUUGUAUAGAUUAAUAAGGAUGGGUGCAGAAAGGUAGAAUUUUGAACAUCAUAGAAAGUUUACAAUUUCUUUAUAUUUUGGAAAUUUAUUAUUCUCAUUAUUUACAACCAAAAUAGCUUCAAAAACAUAUAGUUACCAAUCCAGGCAUCCAUUUUCUUGUUUGUAUCAUCUGUCCUUAAGUAGAGUGCAAUAUUUAUUUUUUAUAUGCAUAGGAUUUUGAAGGCAAAUUUUAACCUUCUCAAAUAUAUUACGGGUUUGCAUGCUUAAUACUCAUUGAAAAUCUGUAUAUUAUACAUGUACUUUGUGCAUAUAAAUUGGUAAGAGUG
This is a messenger RNA of Saccostrea echinata, 1996 nucleotides long. RefSeq lists its product as uncharacterized. The record is from RefSeq and is a predicted model, not a curated record. Lineage: Eukaryota; Metazoa; Mollusca; Bivalvia; Ostreida; Ostreidae. The transcript has 5 exons. Bases 360 to 1418 code for a protein of 352 amino acids.